Molecule: messenger RNA, 2682 nt
Organism: Phycodurus eques (leafy seadragon)
Lineage: Eukaryota; Metazoa; Chordata; Actinopteri; Syngnathiformes; Syngnathidae
Gene: btbd10b
Product: BTB (POZ) domain containing 10b
Exons: 8
Coding region: 82-1557 (491 amino acids)
Biological process (GO): positive regulation of phosphorylation
Cellular component (GO): cytoplasm
Molecular function (GO): protein binding
Source: RefSeq, a predicted model, not a curated record
UUUUAAAUAAGCGGAUCCGGUUGACGACAACUUAAUGAUGAACGCUGACACUUCCGGAGCGGACUUUCCCAUGUACGGGUGAUGGCAACGCGUCUGCAGUCAUAUGACAGUAACUCCAGUGACCCCGAAAACUGCGAACGGAAAGCGGCAAGCCGACCUCGCAAACUGUGUAAGCAUUCGAGCAGUCAAACUCGCGCAUCUCGAGUGGAGGCCCAACAGAGGAAGAUGAGCCUGCAUGGUGCCAGCGGGGGCUGCGACCGCUCAUGUGACCGCCGCCGCUCCAGCGAUCCCUCCAGGGAUUCCUCGCAUGAGAGAGAGGGGCAGCUCACACCCUGCAUUCGCAACCUCACCUCGCCCACCCGCCAACACAGCAGUGAGCGCGACCGUGAUGGCGGGCCGUCGUCGAGGCCCGGCAGCCCUCGGCCACAGAGGGUUUCUCCCAGUGGCUCCAGCAGCAGCGGCGUGGUCAGCAGCCGCAACAGCAGCUUGUCCAGCAGCGAGGGAACCUUCAAAAGUUUGGGAGUGGGAGAAAUGGUGUUUGUGUACGAGAAUCCCAAGGAGGGCGCGGCCGGUGCCACCGUUUGCAACCGGAACAUCCGCACGUCUGAGAGAGUUACGCUGAUAGUUGACAACACACGCUUCGUGGUCGACCCCUCCAUCUUCACUGCACAGCCCAAUACCAUGCUGGGCAGAAUGUUUGGAUCGGGACGAGAGCACAAUUUUACACGGCCCAAUGAGAAGGGAGAGUUCGAGGUGGCCGAAGGAAUCAGCUCAACGGUUUUCCGAGCAAUUCUGGAUUACUACAAAUCGGGGCUAAUCCGUUGUCCUGAUGGAAUCUCCAUUCCUGAAUUGCGGGAGGCGUGUGACUAUCUAUGCAUCUCUUUUGACUGCAGCACCAUCAAAUGCAGAGACCUCAGUGCCCUGAUGCACGAGCUGUCCAACGACGGCGCCCGGCGACAGUUUGAGUUCUACCUGGAAGAAAUGGUUCUACCUCUGAUGGUGGCGAGUGCCCAGAGCGGCGAGCGUGAGUGCCACAUCGUGGUCCUCACCGAUGACGACGUGGUCGACUGGGAUGAAGAGUACCCGCCACAGAUGGGAGAGGAGUACUCCCAAAUCAUCUACAGCACAAAACUGUACAGAUUCUUCAAGUAUAUCGAGAACAGAGAUGUUGCCAAGUCCGUUUUAAAGGAGAGGGGAUUAAAGAAAAUAAGACUGGGCAUUGAAGGUUACCCCACAUACAAGGAGAAGGUGAAGAAGCGUCCCGGAGGUCGUCCGGAGGUCAUCUACAACUACGUCCAGAGGCCCUUUAUCCGCAUGUCGUGGGAGAAAGAGGAGGGCAAGAGCCGCCACGUGGACUUCCAGUGCGUCAAAUCCAAAUCCAUCACCAACCUGGCGGCGGCGGCGGCCGACAUCCCCCAAGACCAGCUGGUGGUCCUGCACCCGGGCCCCCAGGUGGAUGAGCUGGACAUCCUGCCCAACCACCCGCCCGGAGCCAACUCCUACAGCAACAACUACAGCAACGAGCCCGACCCCGAGGGACCGCCGCCUGCCGUGUGAGGACCCGUCGGACUCCUCGGGACACCCGCUCCUGUCCCUUUUGUCCGCCUCCCAGCAUGCUGCAGCAUGGAGCGCACCAUAAGGGGGCCCCAUAACCAUAUUGCCUUGACACCUCCUUCGCAGCCUUAGAGAGCCAAGAACCUGGUGGACAGCUUUGAGUUUCUUUUAGUGUUUUUUUUUUUUUUUUUUUUUAACUUGACCAAAGCAAUUUAUUUUUGUGUUUUGCAAUAUAUUCAACAAAUACUUAUUAUUAUUAUUAUUAUUAUUAUUUACAAUGUUGUACCCUCAUUUGUUGGGUUCGACUGAGCACUCUUGUGGUAUCAAUAUUUCCUUUCCCCAAUCAUUUUGUUUGGUUUUGACAUGUUCCCGGCUGGCCUAAUGAAUACAGUGUGCGUUUUACAGAGACGACUUGGUCAUAAGAGGGCAGGGGGGGGUGGGGGGAAUCAUCACUCGUCACCUGACCUCCACGUGUUAACAGUGUAACUGGAUGUGUUCUGUCUUUGGCUGGAUGUGAUAUGUGAUGUGACGCUCCUACCGCAGACUAAACAUUAAAGCAGAGCACACAGGCUGGCACGCUCUCAAUCUUUUAGUGCAAAGCUUGAAGAAAAAAAAAAAUGUUCAAGUGGUUCAAUAAACUAAACAAAAAGCAAAAUUUUUUGGGUUUGUGUGAUUGUCAACUCCAUUGAUGUAUUUUUUUUGUUUUAUAUUUCACCUUUGGUUAUCCAAGUAAGGCAGUUGGGAACAGAUUCACAGUGCAUGUAGUCCAACAAUGGAAACCUGUUGGAGUUUUUAUUUCAUAUCGUUGAUAUGGUGGAGCAAAAAAAGAAUAGUUCAAAUGGUGGUACAAACAAGAAAGUUACUCUUCAAAUCCUUCUUUUAAAAAAAUAAAAUAAAUAAAUAAUGAAUUCUACAACAAAAUUUAUAGAUGAUGAUUCAUUACAACUCAUUACAUCAUGUAUUAAAGUUGAAUAUAAAUAUGGCUAUUUUGGUAUCAAGAUGUUUGUAGCUAAUUAUAGUUCUUGAGAUACAGCAUAUAGUGAGUCACGCAUUAGUUCUCUAUUACUGGACCAUACAAGUAGCACCAAAAUGCCCACUCGUAGUUUUGCCUGACUUGUGGCUGUCCUG